AUGAAAGAUGGCAGCACUACGCAGAGUCUUUGGGACAACGGCCAAACGAAAGAAUGGAUCACCGCGGAUACGCCAUCGCCAGUGUUCCUGGAGAUCCCGUUUUCCUCAUCCGAGCGUGUGCGGCGCUUCGAGUUGGAGCUCAUAGAGCAUCUCGAGAAACACCACCCGGUGAUCCACAUGCUCGGAGGUCUUCCGCCGUCAGAGACCAGCGUCCUCUAUCCUGACAUCACGCCAGAGGCAAUCCUCGAGCACCUUACCGUUCAGGCCCUAAUCCAUAUUUCCGUAGAGGAGCCGCUGCCUUUCCUGGUCGAUGUUCUACCGCUGUUCAAGAACGCCAAAACCUACCAAGACUGGCUGGGUCUGAUGAGGGAUGCUUGCGCACGAAUACCCAAGAUGUCGAUUAUUGUCGACCUUUCUAUCCUCCUCCCACCCUUCGAUGAGCGUAGCAAGAGGUUGUCGGCGGAUAUUUCUGGCAUAUCCAAAGAUCUUUGGGAGGGCCCGUCUCCGCGAUUCUGUCAAGUAAUGCUGUCGGUGCCAAAAGCAGACGCCGUUUGCGCCCUCUUCGACAAACAACUCGACGACAUCGACGACGCCAAAAUGCGGGCCCCGGGAGACAGCAAUGCAUACACGUUCGGCCUCAUAGGUCGACACCUCGUCGUGCUCAUCCAUAUGCCUGGCAUGGGCAAGAUCAACGGCGCGAUCGUGGCCGCGAAGAGCCAGAGCAGCUUUCCCAACAUUAAGCUGGCACUCGUGGUUGGCAUCUGCGGCGGUGUGCCCUUCUAUGAUAAGGGCAAGAGAGAAAUAAUCCUGGGGGACAUCAUUGUUAGUCAAGGUCUCAUUGCGUACGACUAUGGACGAAGAUUUCCGAACGAGUUCGUCUCGAAAAGCUCGCCGGAUGACGUCUUCGCAAGACCUCCCGUCGAAAUCAGAUCGCUUCUCGGCAAGCUCAAGUCCCAGUCCGGUCUUCGGAGGUUACAAGAGAGGACAUGUCAAUAUCUGCAAGCCUUGAAGCUACACUCAGACUGCCGGGCAGAGUACCCGGGUGCGGGUGAAGAUCAGCUGUUUAACGGGAAAUAUGUGCACAAGCAUCGAGCGCCUGAAACUUGCGACAUCUGCGCCGGUUCCACCGGCGUGGCUGGCGAUGUCUGCGAGGAAGCCAGAGGCUCCUCUUGCGACGAUGUUUCUUGUGAUAAGGGCAUGUUAGUACCCCGGCAAAGACUUGAGGCCAUCUUGCAAGGAACAGAGGCCCCUGUGCCCAUGAUUCACUUCGGGCUUAUUGCGUGUGGAGACCAGGUCAUGAAAUCUGGCGUACAUCGUGAUAAGGUUGCCAAGGACAAGGAUGUGAUCGCAUUCGAGAUGGAGGGCGCGGGCGUUUGGGACAUCUUUCCUUGCGUCGUGUUGAAGGCUGUUUGCGACUAUGCCGACAGCCACAAGCAUAAGAAAUGGCAGAGCUACGCGGCCGCAACGGCUGCUGCUUGUGCAAAGGCGUUUCUAAAGGAGUGGCAUAUGUAG
Molecule: messenger RNA, 1512 nt
Organism: Colletotrichum karsti
Lineage: Eukaryota; Fungi; Ascomycota; Sordariomycetes; Glomerellales; Glomerellaceae
Exons: 2
Coding region: 1-1512 (503 amino acids)
Biological process (GO): nucleoside metabolic process
Molecular function (GO): catalytic activity
Source: RefSeq, a predicted model, not a curated record